Paramecium sonneborni is the source of this 1272-nucleotide messenger RNA. Lineage: Eukaryota; Ciliophora; Oligohymenophorea; Peniculida; Parameciidae. The record is from the annotation of a GenBank genome assembly.
AUGAAUGAAAAGUAGUGUUAAAAUAAUUCGUUUAACAUAAAUUAGAUAUUCUUAUAUCUACGAUUGCUGAGAAAUUAGUAAAUAUAAAGAAAUGAGUUGGACAGUUUGGGUAAUUUUGAAUUUUUUAUAUUAAAGUGAGAUUUAGAAAAGAAGAAAUAAUUAUCAGUAUGUUGGUGAUGUUGUUAAAUAUAGAGGAAAAGAUAAAGAAAAAUAUGUAUUUACAUUUGAUAAGAGUUAUAUAGAAUGAAAAUCUAAUAUUAAAGUUGGUUUCAUAAGUGAUUCAUAAUUUUAGCAUAAGUUGUACCAACAAAAGUAGAUCCAUUGGUUUCAUAAAUGAAAGCAGACAACGUGUCUGAUUCAACAUAAUAUAUGAUUGUUAAUUUAAAUUAAUAAGUAAAAGAAGGAAGUUAUUGAAUUACUAAUUAAACAUUAUCAAAUAUUUGAAAGCUUAGAAAUUGCUUAACCAAAAGGUGUUUUAUUAUAUGGAACACCUAGUACUGAUAAAACAUUUUUAGUUAGAGCAAUAGCACUUUUCAUAAUGUAUUUAUAUAUUUACAUAUAAUUAAAUUCAGGAUAUUACAUUUAUUAGAGUAAUUGGAUCUAAUUAGUAUGAAAAUAUAUUGGCGAUAAUAAGAGGAAUUGAUCGAAGAAAAACUGUUGAAUUUUUACCUGGUGCUUCUGAGGCUGAAUCUAUAGUUGUUUUUACAGAAAAUUGUAUGUUUACAUUUGGAGAACUAAGAAUUCAUAAUUACUUAAGAAGAUUUUGAAAUUUCUGAUGCUAAAGUCAUGAAAAAAGAUAUUGAAAAAAUAAUAUGGCUAUCUAUAAAAUGUUUAAGUGAUUUUUAUUUAUUUAUAUAUACAAUAUUAUUAUUAUUUUUAAUGAUUUAACCUAAAGUCUUAACUCAAUUAUUAACUUAAUGCUAAAAUGAAUUUAAGGUUUAAUCCAUUUUUGUUGCAGCUACUGUUGAUGGUUAAAUGAUUGCUUAAGUUGGUUAAACUCAACAUUAAUUACCUUAAUUCUCUACAUUAAGCAUAUUUUUUGAUGAUUGCAAAGAAAUUGGCAAUAUUUAAUUAUGUAUUCACUUUUUCUUAUCUAUUGUAGCUUAAAAUAUUAAAUUGAAUUAUGUUUUUGUAGAAAUUGAAGAUCAAAGCAUUGUAUUGUCCAAUUUUUAAAAUUUAUUUACUCUUGGAAUAGCAUCAUCACAAAAUGUAGGAAUGCUUGUUUUGUAUAUGAAUAAAUUGCAUCGUCAAUUAGAAAAAAUCAUAAAAUGA